CUUUAAAUUUCACGAGAAUUGAAAUUACCAAUUCACCUAUUCAAGUAGUAGUAGCGUUUAGUCCACGAAAAAGGAUCCGAGAUCAACCGAGGUGUGCAAGUUUCACUUUCAGAACUGCAAAGCAGCAAAGCAACAGUUCCCUCCUCCGGUCCCCCCUUCAGAAAACCUUCGCUCUGUUUACAGUUGAUAUGGAGAAUCCCAAUCCGACUAUGAGCCCUAACCCUGACGCGAAUCAGCUUCCGGAGGCAGAUUCCUUGCCUGAUGGGUUUGUGGAGAGCUCCUCGACAGUCGACCAGCUGGGCCCGGAAACUCCAAAGACUGAGGACGAAGACAAGGAGCCGGAACCGAUUGAUUAUAAGGAGGAAAAAUUAGUGGAUCCCAAUUUGAGGCCUCAGUUAGUGGGUGAUGAUGACCUUGAUUUGGUUGAGGAGAAAAGUGAAGAAGCAACGGCGGUGGUGGCGGGAUCAGAAAAUGCUGAAUCCAGUCGUGGAAAUGCACAAGUCGAGGAAGAUUGUCAAAAUUCUGGAAAAUCUAAUAGUGAUAUCUCAGGUCCACAAGUUGAUAGCAAGGGGAUGUCUUCAUCAGGAAAUGCUGAAAACAACAAAAAAGCAGAGGCUACUGAAGGGAAACGUAAGAAUGCCAAGCGCACAUUUAAAUCAGAAAAGGAGUUUCUGGAGUUCACUUUAAAGUAUCAACACGUUCUUGCUGAAAGAGAUUCUGCCAUUGCUGUUCGAGAUAAACUUGAGUCACUGUGUCGAGAAUUGCAACGUCAGAACAAAACGCUGAUGGAUGAAUGCAGACGUGUGUCCACAGAGAGUCAGAAUUUGAGACAAGAUCUGUCAAACAAGUUCCAAGAUGCCAUUAAAGAAGUAAGCAAUAAGCUGGAUGAACAGAAAGAUGAAUGUCUGUCUCAGUUGAAAGAAAAUGAGAUGCUAAAAUACAAGUUGAAAGAACUUGCUGACCAAUAUGCACUAUCUGAACAGCAACAUGCCCAGAAGUUGAAGCAAAAGGAACUUGAACUUCAGCUUGCUGAUUUAAAACUUAAGCAACAUGAGGAGAAAUUGGUCCAGGAACAGUCACAGAUGAAAUUGUAUGCUGAGCAGGUGUCACAUCUAUUAGCAACUGAAAAAAAUUUGAGAUUACAGUUGACAGCUGAUGGAGACAAAUUCCAGCAAUUCCAGGAAGCAUUGAUGAAAAGCAAUGAGGUCUUUGAAACAUUCAAGCAAGAAAUAGAGAAGAUGGCCAAAUCAAUUAAGGAACUUAAAAAGGAAAACGCAUUCUUGAAGAACAAAUGUGAGAAAUCAGAUAUAUCUCUCAUAGAGCUUGUUGAGGAGCGUGAACUCCUAAAGAAACAGCUGGAGAGAACAAGGAACCAGAAGGAAAAACUGGAGGCUUUAUGCAGGUCACUUCAAGCAGAGAGAAAAGCAAAUUCCACUGGGAGCAGCAGCUCAGACGCAGUUUCAGUUUAGUUCAAUUGCAAACGCAGUUUAAACCUGUUGAGCUGCUAUGAGAAUCACAUAGGGAUGCAUAAAGGAAAGCAAAAAUCAUGUGGGAGGAGCAGCUUGGCUGCUGUUGCUGUUUCCAUUCGUGGCGGUGGAUUUUUGGAACGCUAUUCUUUAUCAUGUACUAUUGGGUUGCUAUUGUUUCUUCCUGUAAUCAAGUGGAGUAUGACGAAAAUUUUUUGGGGUUAUACGAGUCAAACUUAUUGUUCUUGUAUAUGUAUCAUUAUAUUAAAUCAAGCUGAAACAGAUUGUGUGAACAAAUUCAAUUCAGGUUAUGUGCUUUGUCUCAAAUCUUAGGAGAUAGGUGGAGGAAGAUCUUUGGGCAUUUAGUAUCUCUUUCAGCAUCAGAAAGGCUGUCAGUUUUACUAGCUGUCGGCAGAGCGAUAGUCAUAAUUAGAUUUGUCUUCGAGCCCUGGCUCUCCACUUGUUUUCUCAGAAACAGAAUCAUCUUUCUGCCCUUGUCAGAUGUAGCUAUCACACGCUAUUUUCUUUAAUUUUGGGU
Messenger RNA from Coffea eugenioides, 2004 nucleotides. Its product is annotated as beta-taxilin. Gene Ontology annotation, molecular function: syntaxin binding. The transcript is spliced from 12 exons. Bases 189 to 1469 code for a protein of 426 amino acids. The record is from RefSeq and is a predicted model, not a curated record. NCBI's taxonomy places the organism in Eukaryota, Viridiplantae, Streptophyta, Magnoliopsida, Gentianales, Rubiaceae.